AUAGGAUAUUCGAUGGAGCGAAAUCGUCCGUGUUGGCCGGCCUGGUGGCAAUAACCUCCAGUCAGAGGUGGCAGACAGUUUUCGCACGAUGCGUUUGCCCUCGUGCGCGAUAGAUUAUAAAAUUAGACGUUCGAAACUUCGUACGAAGGAGAAAGAAGCAAAAACACAUCGUUCUCAUGCGGUAAAGAAGGUGGAGACACUGACUGGUGAUAACGAACGAAGGGUCAAGCGACGAAAGGAAUUAAUACAAGUCGGAUGAAUAAUUUCGAGGGUAGACAGCUGUGCAUAGUCAGAAGUGACGUCAGUCGCGUUGGGUUCAUAGUUCCUCUUAUUUUUCUCAUUCGGAGCUGCGUACAGACAUCGCGUGCGAAGGGGCGACAAUGAAAGCGGCAAAUAAGCGAAAAUAAAGAAAAAGCACGUUAAUGACCAAGCGAAAAUAAGAAAAAAAUACAAAGUCAAGUUUUCGAUGAAUGAUAAUUAUCUCACUCGCACUCGUUACAGUGAAAAGAAUCAUCACAAUUUCUAGUCUGUUGCAUUUACAUCGAGAAAUCUUUUUUUUUUCAUUUCUCGAUGAAAUAUUAUUAAAUCGAUUAUAUUUCAAACUGCACGUGCUAUGUAUCAUCGCCAUCGCGGAUCGAAACACGUUCGAUGCGCUCUUAUAACGAUGCGCAUUUAUCGAGCACGCAUCGCAGAUUGUUCGUAAUGCUUCGUCUUAGAAGAUUUGAUAAUUUCAUUAAAUAGUUAUCGUGCAAAGAUACACGAAAAAAAAAAAAAAAGAAAGAAAAGAAAAAAAUAACAUUUCAUAAUUCAGCAGUUUAUUUUAAACACUGAGAAUGAGACUGAAAUUCAAUUAUUAAAUCUUUUAGUCGAUUAAUUUAUUUGAGGCGGACGAGUUCGUUGAAAAGUAAUUACGGAAUCGGCAAGUUUGACCAAAUUUACUUCUACAUUAUAAAUAUUAUAUAGAGAUAUAAACUAAAUUCAUAUAAAUCUGCAAAUCCUUAGAACAAGAGAAAUACGACAAGCAAUAAACGAUUGCUUUUAAAAUUAGGAUAUUAGUCUCGACGAACCAACAUGUUUUUUAUCCAAACGACAAUACAUCGUGACACGUUAGAACGAACGAUAAUAGUUGAAAUUGCAAAAAAAGAAAGAUAUUAAAGGGAAAAAAAGGGGCGUUCGCGAUCGAUGCACUUCACCCUGUUGAAUUGUAUCUGUACGAGUAAUCAUCCAAUGAUUGGUUAUUUCGUUUUCUUUGAUACACGACCUAUCGGUCUGUCCGAGAAGAAACGACACACGCUUCAAUAUCAUCGUCAAAUGGACACAAAUGACUAGCUUAACAUUAUCUUCGAGCACGUUCGAGAUGCCCCGGUCUAGAUCAAAACUGUUCGUACCCGCGAACGCGAUCUCAACACAGACGUACAACACACCAUCAAGUGAGAACAAUCAUCUUCCACCCUUGAAGGGUAGCGCAUUGGCACUGAAGCAGCCUGCAAGCGAGUCGUCGCCUAGUUACUUGACCCGAACCAGUCACAUGGCCGGUACUCAUCUUCCGAGUUUAAGUUCCAGCGCCAACAACAGCUUGCUCAGCCUGACCGGGAACUCCGAUAGCUUGAACCUGAGCCUGAGUUCGCACACGAGCCACAACUCGAGUCACAACUCGAGCCAUAAUUCGAGCCACAAUUCGAGUCAUAAUUCGAGUCACAACAAUUCCAGUCAUAACUUCACUCAUAAUUCCAGUCAUAAUUUCAGUCACACCACCGCUCACGAGUCACAACACGCGCAGUCGAAUAGCCAAUCAAGCACCGCGUCAGUGGUGAAGAAUGGAUGUUCGAACGGAAGUUCCUGCGGCAGCGGUAUCCGCAAGCCGAAGACUAUCAUCGCCACACCGGACGUCGUGUUGAAGAUCUACGUGGACAAACUGACACCGUACGAGCACCACGAGAUUUUCAAUUAUCGGCAUAUAUAUUUUAUUGGGGCGAACGCGAAGAAGAGGCCGGGGAUAAUCGGUCGACCUCAUAACAAUGGCUACGACAACGAACAUGGUUCCUACAUCCACGUGACGCAUGAUCACGUGGCCUAUAGGUACGAGGUGUUGAAGGUGAUCGGUAAAGGUUCGUUCGGUCAGGUUGUAAAAGCGUACGAUCACAAAAAGCAGGAGCAUGUCGCCCUGAAGAUGGUGAGGAACGAGAAGAGGUUCCAUCGUCAGGCGCAGGAGGAAGUGAAGAUAUUGAGGAAGCUACGCGAACAGGAUAAGGACGACACGAUGAAUAUCAUUCAUAUGUUCGAUUCGUUCACGUUCCGUAACCACAUGUGCAUCACCUUCGAAUUACUCGGUAUUAAUCUGUACGAGUUGAUCAAGAAGAACAAGUUCCAGGGGUUCAGCAUGCAGCUUGUGAAGAAGUUCGCGCAUUCGCUGCUACAGUGCCUCGAUGUUCUCUACAAGAACAGGAUCAUACAUUGCGACAUGAAGCCGGAGAAUGUUCUCUUGAAGCAGCAGGGACGCAGUGGUAUCAAGGUGAUAGACUUUGGUUCGAGCUGCUACGAGAACCAACGCGUCUACACGUACAUUCAAAGUCGCUUCUAUCGCGCGCCAGAGGUGAUCCUGGGUGCAAAGUACGGUAUGCCAAUCGACAUGUGGAGCCUCGGUUGCAUCUUGGUGGAGCUGGUUACCGGUUUCCCGCUGCUGCCAGGCGAAGACGAGUCCGACCAGCUGGCCUGUAUCAUCGAGUUGCUAGGCAUGCCGCCGCCUCAGCUGUUAGAAUCCGCGAAACGGUGUAGGCAGUUCAUCAGCUCAAAGGGUUAUCCACGCUAUUGCACCGUUAUAACGAUGUCCGACGGUUCGAUCGUGUUGAACGGCGGUUUCUCCAGGAAAGGCAAAGACCGUGGCCCGCCCGGCUCCAGGGAUCUGAGGCAGGUAUUGAAAAAUUGCGACGAUCCAUAUUUCCUGGAUUUCAUUCACCGCUGCCUGAAAUGGGACCCGGAACAGCGUAUGACACCUGGCAAAGCGUUGAAACACAGAUGGCUGCGCCGUAGAUUGCCAGAGCUUCCAAAGAAAACGAACGACGCUUUGCCCGCGUUACCGGCAGCCUCUGCGCCGCCUACCUCCGCUUCCGGCCUCCGUACUUCCGCGUCCGGUAGCAAAAGUUCGACCAAGUCGAACACGUUGCAGACCAACAAUACGGAGAACACGAACAAGGUGAAGCAGUUGAACGACAUCUUCCAUACCAUGUCUACCAUAUACUCGGCAUUGCAACGUAACGACGGUGGAAGAGGAAGAGGAAGAGAUCAAACGGUGGCAACCAAUCAUCAAGCGACCGUCAGCAGUCAUCCGUCGCUGAACUCUAUUAGUGGUGAUGCUAGUAGUGGUGGUGGUGGUGGUGGUGGUGGUGGUGACGGUAGUAGCAGUAGUACUAGUGGUAGUCAGCAGCAAUCGCAGCCACAGCAACAACAACAGCAGCAGCAACAACCACAACAACAGCAAGCUCAACAGCAGCAACAGCAUAGUCACCAAUUGCAAACGAAACAGCAGCACAACAACGGUUCGCACGGAUCUCACGGGUCCCAUGGAUCCCAAGGAUCGCAUGGUUCUCAUGGAUCCCACGGAUCCAACGGAUGGAGCAUAUCGUUUCUCGAGUGGCUCGAGACGGUGGACAAUGAUUAGCAAGGACAUUAUCGAGCAACUGAGACGAUUCAUCGAAACACGAGAUCCCUCUUAUUACUUUUUUCUAACACGUUUACCGUGGUCGAUGUUGCCGUGAUCGCUGACCUCGUGUCUCGCUGAUUUGUCGGAUCAGAUUGUCGGACCGACUAUCUUCACGAUGUCGUCUUUCGACACGCGUUGUGAAUACCCGUUGUCGAACGACACCGAGAUAUUAACGGUG
This is a messenger RNA of Apis laboriosa (Himalayan honeybee), 3878 nucleotides long. RefSeq names its product dual specificity tyrosine-phosphorylation-regulated kinase 2-like. Gene Ontology annotation, molecular function: protein serine/threonine/tyrosine kinase activity; protein serine/threonine kinase activity; ATP binding. The transcript has 2 exons. Gene Ontology annotation, biological process: peptidyl-threonine phosphorylation; peptidyl-serine phosphorylation. The record is from RefSeq and is a predicted model, not a curated record. Bases 1322 to 3658 code for a protein of 778 amino acids. Lineage: Eukaryota; Metazoa; Arthropoda; Insecta; Hymenoptera; Apidae. Gene Ontology annotation, cellular component: nucleus.